AUGGCUGAAGAAGGAUCAUCCGUGAAACUAAUUGAAGACUUCAUUUUGCCAAAAAUCUUACAAGAACUGCAAGGGGCUACAAUACUGCAACAUGAAUUGCGGGCUAUGGACGGAAUGAAAGACAACUGGGCUUCUACAAUGUUCGAGAUUAAAUUGGAUGUGCAGCGUAAGGUGAAGGAACCUCUGCAUACUAUAUUGAAAGUAAUGAAUGAAGAUAAAAAUGUGCGAGAAAAAAUGAAAUCUCAUAAACAGUUUUUCAAUGAGAUUCAUUUUUAUUCCACUGCAAUGUCUCUGUUUACAUCAGUAGUAGCGGCGGAAGAACAGAAAUUCACUUUUGAUCGACUGUUUCCGAAGUGUUUCUGCAGCUAUUAUAAUGUAAAUAAGAAACCCGAGAAUUAUGAAGACGCCUACAUUGUUAUGGAGAACUUAAAAGUUCGAGGUUUUAAACUUGGAAAUCGUACUUCAUUGGAUUUUAAACACUGCAGUCUUGCUUUGCAAUGUUUAGGAGAAUUUCAUGCGCUUUCAUAUUUUAUAAAAGAGCGAGUUCCUGAUAGAUUUGUAAAUGAAGUGGUGAAACCCAUUCAUGAGACUAACUAUGAUCCAAGUGAUAAGAAAACGUGGAACGAUACGUUUGGUGCAUGUGAGCAAAGAAUAAUCGAUGCUUGUGAUUCUGAGAGUGUGCGAAACCGACUCCGUGAGCUGGCGGCGCGAGAACCGUUCGACGUCUUCACUGAGCUCGUGCAGCCGCAAGAACCUCUGGCGGUGUUGUGCCACGGAGAUUUCCUGAGGAACAACGUGCUCUUCCGAUACGAGAACGGAGAACCAGUGGAAAUGAAGUUCAUCGAUUUCCAAACCAUUCGUUAUGCCUCUCCAACCAUCGACAUAUCCUUGCUCCUAUGCAUGAAUACCACUCACGAACUGCGAGUGGGCCAUUGGGACGAGUUGUUGCAGGUUUACCACAAUUCCCUCACCAACACGUUGUCUAGUCUGCUCCGAAAGCCUAAAGAUCAUCUCGAUUCACGUUAUAGUUUCGACUCCUUUAUGGCUGACUUUCGACGACACGCAGUGUAUGGCUACUUGAUAGCCAUAGAGUUCCAACUGUGGAUGUUUGCUGAGGAGAGCGAACUUGAAGCUUUCGUCAAAAUGUACUGGGAGGAAAGAGGUUCUCCCAGACACCUGGAAGCUUUACGUCACUUGGGCGGCGUCCAAGCAACACGUGAACUAGUAAUGUUGGCUAAAGAUCUGGUCGAGAAAAAAUACACGCCUAAUGAAUCAAGAGUAAAUAUUAGAUAUUUCAAUACUUAUUCUGAAGCUGAACAUAGACGUUUUAUGAAUGAACACAUGGUGGUUUAACUGAAAAAUAGACAUGAGAAAAUAUUUCUUAUACUGUGAAAUAUCUUAUUUCCGUUUAGAACUGUGAAUAGUAUUUUUCAUUUGUUUUUUUUUUAUUUCUCGUGUUUUCAGUCAUUAAUUUGCCCUUAGAGCGGGAAUUUAAAUCCAGUAGUCAAGAAUGUUUGCACUUUACAUUCAAAUAUGUACUUCAUUUUUAAAUGUUUUCAAAUUAAAUCCAGAAAAGAAGUUUUACGUAUCCUUGAGACAAAGCAAUAGACUACGAAAGAAGGUAUUCAAAUUGAAAAUUGCAAUUCCCUGAAGAUUUUAUCCUUCAUUGUAGAAAAUAUCCAAGCCACAAGAAUGAACACGGUUGAAACAUCGCUUGGAAAGUUGAGACAUUUUAAAGUUGGAUCAACAAGGAUGCACGCCAAAAAUGAGAGCUUUGUCUAAUUGUGAUUUGCCGAGAGGCCGCAGACAGUUGCUUUACGAGUCUUAGGGCUGGCAAACAUUGUACUGGAACAAUUGGUGUUUCAGCACGCACGCUCGCAUCUUUCGUAAACCGCCUCAUGCAGCGUAGUCCAGAUUUUCGCUCACUGCGCUUCUUCACGAGCGAAGCGACGCAAGGGACGUUGCGAUACGAGAAAUUUCUGGGACGAGUAAAAAUUGGUAAUGAGGUCGUGAGUGGCCCGUUUCAUGAAACACUGCUGUCUGUGAGGUGAACGCAAAGGUGUAUGGUGUAAAAGCGAAAUCCAAGCAGCUAAUUUGUGGUAUCUUGGUAUAUGAUAAAUACUGUAUAAUUGUCUCCUAACAGAUACAGAAUUUGCGAGAACAAAUGCUCAUUGAUUUAUUGUUAUUCAAUUGUUAUUGUAUUAGUAAAUUUGACUUAUUUAUGAAAUUGUUUAUUGAAAUAAUGCCAAAUGACCGAGCAGUUUAUCAUAUAAUUAUUUAUAAUUGUUUUUAGAAAGUUCAUUGCGCGGCUCUGUCAAUUUUGUAUUUUGCGCGCCUAGCGUCGUAGCAUUCUGUAUUGAUUAUUGAUAACUGAAGAGGUUAGAGUUCUUCCAUAAUUUGGAAUAUCUUCAAUUUGUAUUGUGCGAUUCAUUCGCAAUUUUAAUUCUGUGAAAUUGUUAAAUUUUGUAAGUCGGUGAGUAAAGCGUCCCGUUCCACCAACUUCCUCACUAGGAUUUCGGUAGGAAAUAUUGUUGUAUUAUUUAUUUAUGGACAUUAGGGUUCUAAUUUUAUAUUAUUGUACUGAAAUUUGGUAUGUACUUUUUUUGUCACUUCAUGUACCUGUAACAUUACUUUUUUAUGUGUCCAAUUCAGUCAUUGUGCUGCUGAAAUUGUUUAUUGGAUAAUAAAUUGAAAUUGUGUAUCGAAA
Messenger RNA from Gryllus bimaculatus (two-spotted cricket), 2707 nucleotides. NCBI's taxonomy places the organism in Eukaryota, Metazoa, Arthropoda, Insecta, Orthoptera, Gryllidae. The record is from the annotation of a GenBank genome assembly.